Messenger RNA from Entrophospora sp. SA101, 585 nucleotides. The record is from the annotation of a GenBank genome assembly. Lineage: Eukaryota; Fungi; Glomeromycota; Glomeromycetes; Entrophosporales; Entrophosporaceae.
AUGGCUCAUAGUAAUAGUAAAAGUGCUGCUUAUGAUUAUCUUAUUAAAUUAUUAUUAAUUGGUGAUUCAGGAGUAGGAAAAAGUUGCCUCUUGCUUCGUUUUUCUGAUGAUUCUUUUACACCUUCAUUUAUUACUACGAUUGGCAUUGAUUUUAAGAUUAGAACAAUUGAAUUGGAUGGAAAACGAAUCAAGCUUCAAAUUUGGGAUACUGCUGGCCAAGAACGUUUUCGUACAAUCACCACUGCAAUGGGAAUACUUUUGGUAUAUGAUGUUACAGAUGAACGUUCUUUCAACAAACAGCAUGCAAGUGAAGGAGUUAAUAAGAUCCUUAUUGGUAAUAAAUGUGAUUGGGUUGAAAAGAAAGUAAUUGCUAAAGAACAGGGUCAGGCACUUGCUGAUGAAUUUGGUAUUAAUUUCUUGGAAACCAGUGCUAAAGCUAACAUCAAUGUAGAAGAAGCUUUCUUCACUUUGGCAAGGGAUAUCAAGAAAAGACUUAUUGAUACACAUGCACAAGAACAACAAAAUCAUCAAAAUAAAAGACUUGAAUUGGAUAACAAGCAUCUUAAAGCCAACACUGGCUGCUAA